UUAUGCACCAGUAUAAUAAAUCAGCUUUCUCAUUGGUCUUAUUUCGGACGAAUAAUCCUAGACGAUCUUGAACAUCACUUUUCCUCUCCUCGUUGCGCAUGAAUUUCUCCACUGGAAGCUCGUCUGUAAUGGAGGAUAAAAUAUUGAGUCACUCUUGCAACUAUGUUCUUCCUGAACGACACCCACCGCAUGCAGAGAAUGGACGAACAUACCACGGAUAUCGCAGAGGAAUCUAUAUGUGGCCGUGUGACGAGCAAGAACAGGAUCGCCUUGAUUUGCUACACAAAGUCAUCACUGAAGCCAGGAUAGGCGAUGGGUUGCUAUAUGCUCCUCAUCCCUCUAAUGCACGAGUGCUCGAUCUUGGCUGCGGCACUGGAAUAUGGGCUAUCGAUGUCGCUAACAAAUAUCCAGAGGCUUUUGUGAUCGGAGUGGAUCUUGCAAAGAUUCAACCACUUAACCGUCCCCCAAAUUGUGACUUCUAUGCGCCCCGUGACUUUGAGGAUCAAUGGGCCCUAGGUGAAGAUCAUUGGGAUGUGAUCCACAUGCAAAUGGGUUGUGGCAGUGUAAGCAGUUGGUCUUCGUUAUAUCGCAGAAUAUUCAUGCAUCUACGACCGGGUGGCUGGUUUGAACAAGUCGAGAUUGACUUCGCACCCCGAUGUGAGGAUGGCUCUUUGGAGCAUACAUCCAUGCAUAAGUGGUACCGGUGGCUUCAAAAGGCCAUGGAGAUGUCGUGGCGACCUAUUGGCCAUAGCGUUAAAGAAACAGUAUCUGUCUUGGAAAACCAGGGGUUUAUCAACAUCGAUCAUCAAGUAGUCGGGUUACCUAUGAAUCCUUGGCAUACAGAUGAGCAUGAAAAAGAGGUGGGCAGAUGGUAUAACCUCGCGAUUUUAGAGAGUGUAGAAACACUCAGCUUAGCUCCCUUCUGUCGAGUAUUAGGUUUCUCGCCGGAAGACGUUCGGUGUCUGGCUACCGAUGUCAAGAAGGAAGUCAACAAUAAGAAGCUGCAUACUUAUAAUAUUCUUCACAUUUAUCAAGCGCAGAAACCAUGUGAAGGAUAUCGGAUAUGA
Molecule: messenger RNA, 1067 nt
Organism: Talaromyces stipitatus ATCC 10500
Lineage: Eukaryota; Fungi; Ascomycota; Eurotiomycetes; Eurotiales; Trichocomaceae
Exons: 2
Coding region: 99-1067 (322 amino acids)
Molecular function (GO): methyltransferase activity
Source: RefSeq, a predicted model, not a curated record